CGAGAAAAUCUUAGUUUCGGGAGAAAACCCACUAAGGAAGCGAGGGAAUUGAUUUCUGUAACAGUCUCUAGUCCCGCCCAUGUCAAAUUCAGAUGAUGUUGCUGCGAACAAGUCACAAGCGCCGGCCAAUGGUUCUCUCGCCGUGAAAAAGCCUCCGACCAAAGACCGUCACAGCAAAGUGGACGGUCGUGGCCGGAGAAUCAGGAUGCCGAUCAUUUGUGCGGCUCGUGUUUUCCAGCUGACUCGUGAGCUGGGUCACAAAUCCGAUGGUCAGACCAUUGAGUGGCUGUUACGCCAAGCCGAGCCUUCCAUUAUAGCCGCCACCGGUACCGGGACAGUUCCCGCCAAUUUCUCCGCCGUGUCGGCUUCUCUCCGCGGUCGGGGAAAUUCCGCUUCUCUACCGACGACGACGAUGUGUUUGGACCAUAAGCCUUUACUUGGUCCCACCGGUUUUAUACUCGGAAAACGGGUCAGGUCCGACGAUGAUAACGCCGGGAAGGACGAUUCCGGGACGAUCGCGAUGGGACCAGAUAUGGGGUCCAUUUUGGGAUCUGCGGGGACACACAUGGGUGGGUUCUGGACUCUUCCAGCAAGGCCCGAGUACGGUCAAGUAUGGAGCUUCGCACCUCCGCCGGAGAUGGUUGUCCAGACUGCUGCCGCUGCGGAGUCUUCUCAGCAACCUACUGCAGCCGCGUUGUUCGUUCAACAACUGCAAGCUAUGGGAGAAGCGUCGGCGGCGAGGGUUGGCAAUUAUCUUCCCGGUCAUCUGAAUUUGUUAGCAUCGUUGUCGGGUACUCCGGGAAGUUUGAUUCGGAGAGGCGAGGGUCCGAAUUGAAUUUGGGUAGACCACUUUACCCUUGUUGCUUGGAAGUGUGUGUGUGUGUAUAUAUAUAUAUGUGUUAGAUUGCAUCAAGAUUUGUAUAUGGUUGCUGUUUCAUGUGUGGAUGUGUGAGUUGAAUUUUUGUCAGAACGUUAGUGUCAGUCAAUUAGGUUUUUGAAGGGGACAAUUUGGGUCUUCUUAUUAGGGUUUUUGUUUAAGACAUCUACCCCAUGAUUGAUUAGGGUUUAGUAGGGUUUAAAGGGUUUAAGAAACAGGGUUACGGAGAUUUGAGGUUUCUUUUGAGUUUGGGGAUUUCCAGAAUUGUUGAGGUUCAUUUUCCAUGUUGAAAUAAGGUUUGUAAACUUGAAUUUCAAAUGCUUUUCAAGUUCCUUCAUUAUUCAUAAAUCUAGCAAUGUAAGUUGAAUCUCAAGGUUCUGGAUUGUGCUUUUUUUUUUGCAUAAUCGGGGUCCGAAACUUCGAGCUGCUAAUGGCGUUCGAGAAGUAUUAGU
Hibiscus syriacus is the source of this 1329-nucleotide messenger RNA. RefSeq names its product transcription factor TCP7-like. Bases 80 to 835 code for a protein of 251 amino acids. Gene Ontology annotation, molecular function: sequence-specific DNA binding; DNA-binding transcription factor activity. The record is from RefSeq and is a predicted model, not a curated record. The transcript has a single exon. Gene Ontology annotation, cellular component: nucleus. Lineage: Eukaryota; Viridiplantae; Streptophyta; Magnoliopsida; Malvales; Malvaceae.